UCUUGUUUUCUUCUUUAAUUUAAUAUAUGGAAAAUUACCACUAUGAGAAGAAGCCAAGAGUUAUGUGCCUCCAUGGCCAUGCAACUAGUGCUAAUAUAUUGAAGAAAGAAUUGGAACUUGGUUGGCCACAAUAUUUACUUGAUAAGCUAGAUUUGGUGUUCUUGGAUGCACCUUUUUUACUUCAAGAUAAAGUGGAUUCUCAUGACAUUUUUUAUCCACCCUACUAUGAAUGGUUCCAAGCUACUGAGGACUACAACGAAAUUUACAAUUUUGAAGAAUGUAUUCAAUAUGUUGAAGCUAACAUGGUGAAGUUUGGACCAUUUGAUGGUGUUUUAGGUCUCAGUCAGGGAGCAAUUGUAGCUGCAUCAAUGCCUGGAAUGCAAAGGGAUAGAGUGGCUCUAACCAAAGUCCCAAAAAUUAAAUUUGUGAUGUUAAUAGCUAAACAACUAACUGUGAAAUCUACUGGUCACGCAAAUUCAUGGCAGAACCAUGAAAAACACACGGAAAACCCAACACUUAUCCAUUCAAGACAAUGA
Solanum stenotomum is the source of this 536-nucleotide messenger RNA. RefSeq names its product esterase FUS5-like. The transcript has 4 exons. The record is from RefSeq and is a predicted model, not a curated record. NCBI's taxonomy places the organism in Eukaryota, Viridiplantae, Streptophyta, Magnoliopsida, Solanales, Solanaceae. The coding region runs from base 27 to 536 and encodes 169 amino acids.